CCGGGUAAGAAUUGUGGCUAGCAAAUCCCUCAUUGCAAUGCCAAAGUGGGCAUCGGGUGAAGACUUCUGCCGAGAUCCGUUUAUCUGAUCGGUCUAAGAUAACUUUUUCCUCAAAAAUUCGAAAGCCGCAGGGCGGCCAGUCCAUCCGCCGAGGAAAACCAAAUUCAUUGCCCGCCUUCGAUUUUCGCAGUUCCGCUUCAUCGCUCCGUUGGACUUGCUUUUUUCAUCUUUAUUUUUUCCUCUUGCUGCUCUUAUUCUUGUAAGCCAUGUCGUCCACGGCAUCAGCUCCUCCGGCUGAUCCCACAAAAGGCAUGCGUAAAAAUGGGAAAAACUGGCAUGAUACCAAAAAACCGUUUCGCCCUACCGCUGGCUUGACCUCGUAUGCAAAGAGACUAGAGGCCCGCAAGCACCAGGAGACCGUUAAAGAGCUCGAAAGAGAACUCAAGGAGGAGAAAGAGGCCGAACGGAAGGCGCAUAUUCAAAGGAUCAAGGACCGCAGGGCCGCGAAAGAGGAGAGGGAACGCUACGAGAAGAUGGCAGAAAAGAUGCACCGCAAACGUGUCGAGCGAUUGAAACGCAAGGAAAAGCGCAACAAAUUGCUGAACUCGUAAUCGUUAUUUAUGGUAUUCUCCAUCACUUCAUCGUGUUUGUUACUAUUCGUUCGGCGUGUACGGUGGCUAUUGCUCUCUCAUCAUUUUUUCUUCUCCCCAGUCGUUUUCUUUGUCACAUCUUCCCCAAUUUGAGGAAAUACAUAUCUAAAUAAUGCUCAUGAUUAAGAAAGUCAAUGGUUGAAUGGCGAGGAUAGGAGUUGGGUUAUGAUAUAUGUACAUACAUAUGAUAUGUAUGUAUGUAUGUAUGUGUGUACUUUACCGAGCGAAUUAGGAUUUCCUGCGUUUGCUCGAUUUUCGUUUCUGCUAAAUCAAUGUGCACAAAUAGAUAGGACUGGUGCUUUUUUGGGAAAAAAAAAGGAAAGACUCUCGCUGUUAUUGCUUGUGUGUAUCUAUUGAUAUCGUACCUAUACCAGUCAGACCCGUUGAUCAUUUCCUAGAACCCGCAGCAAAUACCAGCUGAAGGCAAGUGCGUCGACCAGCCUUGGCGUCGUGUUCCAAAAACAAAAUAUUGCUUAGAU
Messenger RNA from Aspergillus alliaceus, 1129 nucleotides. RefSeq names its product CGR1 family protein. Lineage: Eukaryota; Fungi; Ascomycota; Eurotiomycetes; Eurotiales; Aspergillaceae. The record is from RefSeq and is a predicted model, not a curated record. The transcript is spliced from 3 exons. The coding region runs from base 267 to 611 and encodes 114 amino acids.